GUUUGUGUGAGAAUGGAGGGCUACAUUAGUAUCUCGUCACUACCCAAGUGGGCUAAGUCAGCUGUUGAGCACCGGUCUAAGGAUGCUAUCUGUGCAUUGGUCAAUGAGCUUAUCCAGCUUGGGGGGAAUUUGGAUUUUUUUUCAAGAUUCCAGGAGGCUUAUGAGGCAGUGAACGAUUCUGUUAUGCUCUGCCGUGACCUUGUUUCUCUGGACCCAGGGACCUACACCUCAGAUUUGGCCGAGUCACUCAACAGUCUAUAUUGCACUCUUUCCAAUCUUGGGAGGCACUCGGAGGCACUCCCAUCUAUUGAAGAAAGCGUCAAACUCUACCGCCAGCUAGUUGCUGUUGACCCAGGAUUAUACACCCCAGAUUUGGCGAUGUCACUCAAUAAUCUGCGUAUUGCCCUUUCCAGUCUUGGAUGGCACUCAGAAGCACUCCCAUUCAUUGAAGAGAGUGUCAAGCUCCGGCGCCAGCUAGUUGCUGUUCACCCAGGAUCACACACCCUGGAUUUGGCCAUGUCACUCAGCAGCCUAUGUAAUGCUCUGUCCAAUCUGGGACGAGACUCAGAGGUGCUCCCAUUUAUGGAAGAAAGUGUCAAACUCCGACGCCAGCUAGUUGCUGUUAACCCAGGAUCAUACACCCCGAAUCUGGCCGCGUCACUCAACAAUCUAUAUAUCAUUCUUUCCGAUCUUGGACGGCACUCGGAGGCACUCCCAUUCAUUGAAGAAAGCGUCAAACUCUACCGCCAACUAGUCGCCGUUCAUCCAGGAUCAUAUACCUCGGAUUUGGCUAUGUCACUCAAUAAUCUACAUAUUGCUCUUUCUGAUCUUGGACGGCACUCAGAGGCACUCCCAUUCAUUGAAGAGAGCGUCAAACUCCGACACCAGCUAGUUGCUGUUCACCCAGGAUCAUACACCCCGGAUCUGGCCGCGUCACUUAACAAUCUAUAUACCAUUCUUUCCGAUCUUGGACGGCACUCGGAGGCACUCCCAUUCAUUGAAGAAAGCAUCAAACUCUACUGGCAACUAGUUGCCAUUCAUCCGGGAUCAUACACCCCAGAUUUGGCUAUGUCACUCAAUAAUCUACAUAUUGCUCUUUCUGAUCUUGGAUGGCAUUCAGAGGCACUCCCAUUCAUCGAAGAGAGUGUCAAACUCCGGCGCCAGCUUGUUACUGUUCACCCAGGAUCAUACACCCCAGAUUUGGCCAUGUCACUCAGCAGCCUAUGCAAUGCUCUUUCCAAUCUCGGACGGCACUCAGAGGCACUCCCAUUCAUCGAAGAAAGUGUCAAACUCCGACGCCAGCUAGUUGCUGUCAACCCAGGAUCAUACACCCCGAAUCUGGCUGCGUCACUCAACAAUCUAUAUACCACUCUUUCUGAUCUCGGACGGCACUCGGAGGCACUCCCAUUCAUCGAAGAAAGUGUCAAACUCCGAUGCCAGCUAGUUGCCAUUCAUCCAGCAUCAUACACUGCGGAUUUGGCUAUGUCACUCAAUAACCUAUGUACUGCUCUUUCCAAUCUUGAACGGGACUCAGAGGCACUCCCGUUCAUUGAAGAGAGCGUCGAACUCUACCGCGAGCUUGUUGCUGUUCACCCAGGAUCAUUCACCCCGGAUUUGGCCAUGUCACUCAGCAGCCUAUGUCACGCUCUUUCCAAUCUGGGACGGCACUCGGAGGCGCUCCCAUUCAUCGAAGAAAGUGUCAAACUCCGACACCAGCUAGUUGCUGUUCACCCAGGAUCAUACACCCCCAGUUUGGCCACGUCACUCAACAAUCUAUAUGCAACUCUUUCCAGUCUCGGACGGCACUCGGAGGCACUCCUAUCCAUUGAAGAAUGUGUCCAAAUCCGGUGCCAGCUAGUUGCUGUCAACCCAGGAGCACAUGCUCCAGGAUUGGCUAACUCACUCAAGAAUCUACAUACUGCACUCUCCAAUCUCGGGCGUCAUUCUGAUGCACUAAUGGUCCACGGUUGAGUGGCCUAGGUUCUCUGGUCUUCCCUAUUCCGCUUAUCAUUUCCUUUUCCCGUGGGCCACCCACAUCACAAUGCACAUGCUGCAAGUGUGAAAGGUAGAACACUGACGACGCUAUCCCAGUUUUUCGUUAGAGACUAUUGACAAUACUUCCACAGGGUUUGCUAGCUACUAUGCCCAUAACAGAUCAGGGCCGUAUCUUACAAUUUUUUAUAUCGGGUGUUCAUUUAUUUGUCUAAACCAUUUUGUCUGCCAUUGAUUGCUCAUCGCCGAAGUCCUGGUCCAUAUUUCUGCAUACCAUCAUAGGUGAUGACACCGAGGUUUUGAUGGGCGAUGAAUGUUGGUGCAAUACGAAGCUGACUAGUUGACAUUGUCUGGUGCAUCGUGCUA
Molecule: messenger RNA, 2358 nt
Organism: Cantharellus anzutake
Lineage: Eukaryota; Fungi; Basidiomycota; Agaricomycetes; Cantharellales; Hydnaceae
Product: Tetratricopeptide TPR_2 repeat-containing protein
Exons: 2
Coding region: 13-1971 (652 amino acids)
Molecular function (GO): protein binding
Source: RefSeq, a predicted model, not a curated record